AUGGAGGUGGUGACCGCUUCCCAUGGCGUGCUGGGUCCCCUGUUGGGAAAGCUCGCCGGUUUGCUUUCCGGUGAGUGUGCCCGCUUGAAAGGCGUCCGCCGCGAGAUCCGGUCGCUCAAAUCCGAGCUGACCAGCAUGCAUGCAGCGGUUCAGAAGUACAUGACGCUGCAAGAUCCUGAUGUCCAGGUGAAGGUGUGGAUAUCGCUGCUGAGGGAGCUGACCUAUGACAUCGAGGAUGUCAUCGACAAGUUCAUCUACCAGCUGGGUAAUGGCGGCCAGCACCAGGCUGGCUUCAAGGAGUUCUUCCGCAAGACUGCUCGCCGGCUCAAGACGUUGGGCUCUCGUCGUGGAAUCGCCAACCAGAUUGAAGAUCUAAAAAUUCGUCUCAAGGAGGUAAAAGAGUUGAAAAGUAGUUACAAGCUGGAUAAUGUUCCCUUUGAACAUUCAGUUGUGGAUCCCCGCUUGUCUGCUCUUUUUGUUGAGGAAGCACACCUUGUGGGCAUUGAGGGUCCAAGAGAUGAUCUUGCUAGUUGGAUGUUGGAAGAUGAAAGUAGCUCAACCAAGCAUCGCAAGGUGCUGUCAAUUGUUGGCUUCGGUGGAUUGGGAAAAACAACACUCGCAAAGGAGGUCUACCACAAGAUCAAAGGGCAUUUUCAUUGUCAGGCUUUUGUCUCCGUCUCGCAAAUACCAAAUGUAAAGAAAAUUAUGAAGGAUCUGAUCUCCCAACUGCCUUGUGAGAAAGAUUUUAAAGAAGGUAUCGACGCUUGGGACGAAACGAUAUGCAUUGGGAAGCUAAAAGAACUCUUACAACAUAGGAGGUAUCUCAUUGUUAUUGAUGAUAUAUGGUCGAUACCAGCAUGGAACGCUAUCAAGUAUGCUUUCCCGGAGAAUGAAUUUUCUAGCAGAAUUAUAGCUACUACACGCAUUGUUGAUGUAGCAAGAUCGUGUUCUCUAGAUGGUAAUGGCCGCAUGUAUGAAAUGGAAGCCCUAAGUGAUUUGCAGUCCAAAACAUUGUUUUUCAAAAGAAUAUUUGGUUCCGAGGUCCGUUGCCCUGAUGUGCUAAAACAAGUUUCAAACAAAAUACUGAAGAAAUGUCAAGGCCUCCCACUUGCAAUUAUCAGUAUAUCAAGUUUAUUGGCAAGCAAACCGGUGGUCAAAGAUGAGUGGGAGAGGGUCAGAAGGUCUAUUGGUUCAGCAUUGGACAAAGACCGAAGGUUAGAUGGAAUGAAUAACAUACUAUCACUUAGCUACAAUGACCUUUCACCUAAUCUUAAGACCUGCUUGUUAUAUUUAAGUAUAUAUCCUGAGGAUUGUGUGAUUGAGAGAGAUAUUUUGGUGAGGCGAUGGAUAGCAGAAGGCUUCAUCUCUGAAGAGCGUGGACAGAGCAAACAAGAGGUUGCCGAGAACCAUUUCUAUGAGCUAAUAAACAGAAGUAUGGUCCAACCGGUGGAAGUUGGCUAUGAUGGAAAGGCUCGUGCUUGUCAAGUCCAUGACAUGAUGCUCGAGCUCAUUAUUUCAAAAUCGGUUGAAAAUAAUUUCAUCUCUUUGGCAGGCCAGGGUCAAACUGAUUUGGCAAAGCGUGAUGGUCUUAUUCGGCGACUAUCAGUCCAGCAUAUUGACCAAGAGCUCGCAUCCAUAUUGGCAAAUGAAGAUCUAAGCCACAUACGAUCUCUGACAGUUAUAGCAUCAAGUUGCAUCAAACAAUUGCCUAGGCUUGUUGGGUUUGAAGCUUUGCGUGUCCUAGAAUUUCAAGAUUGUAAGAAUUUGCAUGAAUAUGAUAUGAAUGGUCUAGAUAAACUAUUCCAGCUGAAGUACCUGAGCUUUAGGGGUACUGACAUGUCAAAGCUACCAUCAGGAAUUGUGAGGCUAUAUGGUCUAGAGACACUAGAUCUUAGAAAUACACAUAUAGAAGAAUUGCCCACUGGAAUUAUUCAGCUCGUAAAGCUACAACAUCUACUCAUUACAAGAUGCUUUUCCCGUGAUCCUUACGGUGAAACAAAGAUACCAAAUGGUAUUGGAAAUAUGAGGAAUUUACAUGUCAUAUCAGGCUUUAAUAUUAUGAAGAGUUCGUUAUGUGCAGUCGAGGGAUUGGGGAAUCUGGCCUGUUUGAAAGAAGUGCAUCUACAGUUGGAUGGUCGAGGAUCUCAGGAAUACAAGAGGCAUGAAGAGAUGUUGCUCUCCUCACUAUGCAAGCUUGGCACAUGCAAACUUCAGUCAUUACGGAUAUUCUGUCCUGAUUCAGCACCCACCCAGUUCUUGGAUUCUUGGUCCCCUCUGCCAUAUAAUCUCCAAAUAUUUUGGGUGAACACUGGCUACUAUUUACCAAAGAUGCCAAAGUGGAUUGUACCAGCACUCACCAAUCUUGCAUACCUGGACAUUAAUUUGAUUGAAGCAACAGAGGAGGAUCUGUGCCUACUUGGAGAGAUGCCUGCUUUACUUCACCUGAGUAUAACAUUCAGGACUGUCCAAAAAGAAAGGCUUACCAUGCAAGGCGCUGCAUUCCCGUGUUUGAAGGAAUUCAACCUUAUUCGUACUUUCCGUUGUGCAAGUGCAAUUUACUUGACAUUUCAAGAAGGGUGCUGCCAAAGCUGGAGAAGCUUGAGCUGCCGUUCUUUGUUUCGGUGGCAGAUGUCCAUGGGUUCUACUUGGGUCUUGGCCACCUCCCAUGUCUGA
Messenger RNA from Triticum turgidum subsp. durum (durum wheat), 2673 nucleotides. Lineage: Eukaryota; Viridiplantae; Streptophyta; Magnoliopsida; Poales; Poaceae. The record is from the annotation of a GenBank genome assembly.